Molecule: messenger RNA, 3236 nt
Organism: Gallus gallus (chicken)
Lineage: Eukaryota; Metazoa; Chordata; Aves; Galliformes; Phasianidae
Gene: MEX3B
Product: mex-3 homolog B (C. elegans)
Exons: 2
Coding region: 402-2081 (559 amino acids)
Molecular function (GO): RNA binding
Source: RefSeq, a predicted model, not a curated record
AUUGUGGCCGGCGAGGAACUCGAGGGGGGGAAGCGAUCGGAGCUCCUCUCGCUAUCCGCUGCCCGCCCCCCCACCCCACCCCCAGCCAAAAAAAAAAAAAAAAAAAAAGAGAAAAAGGGGAAAAAAAAAAAGAAAAAAAAAAAAAGAAAAAGCCUCGAGGGGGGAGCCGUGCGGUGGGGGGGGUCCCGAAACCAUCUUAUAAACCGGAUUGCACGGAGCGAGGAGGAAAAACAACAACAAAAAAAAGAAAGAUACAAAAUAUCCCAGCGAAAGGCGACCGCCCGCCGGCUGCGGCAGCCGCCCGCCCCCCGCCCCGCGCUCCCGCUGGCCUCGGGCUGCCUUUGUGUCGGAGCCCCGCGCCCCAGCCCGGCGCAGGCGGCGGCUGCAGCGCGGCGCGGACCAUGCCCAGCUCGCUCUUCGCCGACAUGGAGCGGAACGGCAGCGGCGGCGGCGGAGGAGGAGGAGGAGGCGGAGGGGGAGAGACCCUGGAUGACCAGCGAGCCCUGCAGAUCGCCCUGGACCAGCUCUCCCUGCUGGGGCUGGACAACGACGAGGCGGGCUCCAUUUACGACAGCGAGCCUCGGAAAAAGAGCGUGAACAUGACGGAGUGCGUGCCGGUGCCCAGCUCGGAGCACGUCGCGGAGAUCGUGGGCAGGCAAGGUUGUAAAAUCAAAGCUCUGCGGGCGAAGACCAACACCUACAUCAAGACCCCGGUGCGCGGGGAGGAGCCGCUCUUUGUUGUGACGGGCAGAAAGGAAGAUGUGGCCAUGGCCCGCAGGGAGAUCAUCUCGGCGGCCGAGCACUUCUCCAUGAUCCGAGCCUCGCGGAACAAGAACACGGCCCUGAAUGGCACCGUCCCCGGCCCCCCCAACCUGCCCGGCCAAACCACCAUCCAGGUGCGGGUGCCUUAUCGCGUGGUGGGCUUGGUCGUGGGGCCCAAGGGGGCCACGAUCAAGCGCAUCCAGCAGCAGACGCACACCUACAUUGUGACGCCCAGCCGGGACAAGGAGCCGGUCUUCGAGGUGACGGGCAUGCCCGAGAACGUGGACCGGGCACGGGAGGAGAUCGAGGCGCACAUCGCCAUGCGAACCGGCGGCAUCAUCGAGCUGACGGACGAGAAUGACUUCCACGCCAACGGCACGGAUGUUGGCUUCGAGCUGAAUGGCACGGGCAGCCUGUGGAGCAAGCCCACGCCGCCCAGCAUCACGCCCACCCCGGGCCGCAAGCCCUUCUGCAACUACCGCAACGACAGCUCCAGCUCGCUGGGCAGCGCUUCCACCGACUCCUACUUCGGGGGUGGCACGGGGGGCGGCGGGGCCCGCCUGGCCGACUACAGCCCCCCGAGCCCGGCACUCAGCUUCACCCACAACGGGAACAACAACAACAACAGCGCCAACGGCUACGUCUACGGCGGGGGUGGCGGGGAUGUGCUCUCCUCCCCGGACUGCUGCUCCGAGCUGCCCUUCGACUCGCCACCUGGCUUCGACCUGGCACCCGCCCCGCCGCCCGGGGCCGCCCUCCUCUGGCCGCAGUUCGAGCGCGGCCCUGCAGCCGCACCGCCCUCGCCCGCACCCUCGCCCGCCGCCGCCGCCUUCCCGGGCGCUGCGCCCGCCAAUGCCAACCUGGCGCUGCUGGUGAGCGGCCCGAGGCGGGGCGGCAGCGCUCCGCCCCCGGCACGGCUCUCCCCGCCCCUGCACGGCAGCGCGGCGGCGGCGGGGCCCGAGCACCCACUGGCACGCCGGGUGCGCAGCGACCCGGGCGGGCGGCUGCUGGCCGCCUCCUACCCGCUGUACGCCAACGGGCUGGGCGGCCAUCUGCCGGGUCUGCCCUCCGAUUCAUCAGCCUCCUCCUCUUCCUCAUCCAGCUCGUCGUCCAGCUCGUCCUGCUCGUCGUCGGGCGUGCGGCGGAAGGGCAGCCGCGACUGCUCGGUGUGCUUCGAGAGCGAGGUGAUCGCGGCGCUGGUGCCCUGCGGCCACAACCUCUUCUGCAUGGAGUGCGCCAACCGCAUCUGCGAGAAGACGGAGCCGCAGUGCCCCGUGUGCCACAGCGCCGUCACCCAGGCCAUCCGCAUCUUCUCCUGAGCCCGGCGGCCGGCUGGGUGCUGUGCGGUGCAUGCUAUACAUAAUAACGGGCGACUCCAUUCUAGUGCUAGGCUAGUUUUUACACUGUACUUUAAUACGAAGCUUCCAAAUCUUCCCUUUUUUUUUUUUAAGAAAAAAAAAAAGAAAAAAAAAGAACAAAAACUGUUGAAAAAAAAAAAUGAAAGUAGGAGAUGCUUCUGAUGAUGACAAUGGUGUGUGGACUCUUAGUAAAACGUGCUGGUAGUUCCUAGGAUGCGUAUUGCAAAAUAAUUCAAUCUAUGGGUGGAUACUCUUCUGAAUGUUCUUGAAAGGGCAAGAAGUUCCUGUGAAAACCACGAUACUGCAGCUUUAUCCAAGUUAGAGAAAAAAAAAAAAAGGAAAAAAAAAAAAAAAAGAAACAAACUGUAACAUAUCUCUUAUAUAUAUUAAAACGUUUAAAGGUUUUAAAGAUAAAUUGCAUUAAUACAGAUUGAAGUAUUUUAUUCUUUUUUGACUUGAAAAAUUAUAUUUCAUAUUGCAAAGAUGUUUACAAGUAUUUUAAUUUAAGUUCAGUGAACUUUUUUGUAGCUGGGUUAAAUCUUUUUUAUUUUAGUAUGGCCUUAUGGCAAAGAACACUGUAUUAUUUUAAUAUCACACAAUUGUGAACGGAAUUACAAACCAUAAAAUGUGUAAUGCUUUGAACAGUAUUCUGUUGGGAUGGAGAUUUUAUAGGUUCAGAAAAAAUCUUUUAAAUCUGCUUCACCCAGCAUAUUUUCUAUUCAGUGAUAUAAAGCAUAUUUUAUUCUAUAUUAUUACAAAAAAUGGAAAUGUAUAAACAUAUGUCAAAAGGAACUGUUGAAGCUUUCUAACAUUUGUAUAAAUAGAAUUCAGUGGAAAUUACAAAAAUUCUGUUGCACCACUAUAGUUUUAGUAUUUCUAUUUUAAUACAUUUGUUUACCACUUGUUUAUGUAUAUGUAGGUGACGUUACUUGAGCUUAAAUGUACUUUACUGAGCAAAGUUUAAAAACAAAGUAUAUUUUAUUUUAUGAUAAAGGGCCUUUAACCUCAUGGUCAAAUACUAAUAUUAUAUUUGCUGAGACAAGAUUUGAAAUUGUAUCAAGAGUUUUAUUUUUCUGACAUUUAAAGUUCUACAUAAUAAAAGUAAAACUUAAGUAA